AUGCCAAGUCAAGCAGAAACCGAAGAAGAUCGUGAACAACAAAAAAGCAAAAAACCAGCUGAUACAGCUUUUAAACAACAACGUUUACCAGCAUGGCAACCAAUAAUAACUGCUAACACAGCAUUACCGGUGUUUCUAAUUAUUGGUUUAACAUUUAUUCCUAUUGGUAUUGUACUUGUUGUUACAUCCGAGCGAGUACUUGAAUAUGAUAUUGAUUAUACUGAUACAAAAUGUGUGAGUACAACCGCAUCAGGCACAUGUGCAGAAUUUUUAGAAAGAUACAGUAAUACUGGUCAAUCAUGUAACUGUGAAAUCAAUUUUUAUUUAGACAAAUCAUUUGAAGGCGAUGUGUAUUUUUAUUAUGGUUUAAUAAAUUAUUAUCAAAAUCAUCGUCGUUAUGUUCGUUCUCGAGAUGAUAAUCAAUUAUUAGGUAAAGAUGGUGCAGUUGCAAGUGAUUGUCAACCAUAUCAAAAAGUAAAUAAUGGAACUGAUUAUGAUUAUGCACCAUGUGGUGCUAUUGCGAAUUCAAAAUUUAAUGAUACAUUGUAUUUAUCAUAUAAAGGAACAGAAAAUGUUACACUAACAAAUCUUGGUAUUGCAUGGUCAACAGAUAAAGCAGUCAAAUUUAAAAAUCCAAAAAAUGCUUCAAAUUAUUUUCGUUCACAUCCACAACCACCAAAUUGGCAAGUGACAGCAUGGCAGCUAGAUCCAUUAAAUGAGAACAAUACUGGUUAUGAAAAUGAAGAUUUUAUUGUUUGGAUGCGAACUGCUGCAAUGCCAACAUUUAGAAAAUUAUAUAGAAAAUUAGAAAGAAAUGCUGGAGGAUCAUUUGCAAAUGGUUUACCACAAGGAAACUAUACUCUUUACGUUACUUAUAAUUAUCCAGUAAUAAGUUUUGCCGGUCGAAAACAAUUUAUAAUAAGUACAACAUCAUGGAUGGGAGGAAAAAAUCCAUUUCUUGGUUGGGCUUAUAUUGCUGUUGGAAUUGUUUGUAUGAUUACAUUCGUCGUCUUUUUUAUUCUUCAUAAAACAUGGAAAACACAAAAUCGUCCUCCAAUGUAA
Rotaria sp. Silwood1 is the source of this 1062-nucleotide messenger RNA. The record is from the annotation of a GenBank genome assembly. NCBI's taxonomy places the organism in Eukaryota, Metazoa, Rotifera, Eurotatoria, Philodinida, Philodinidae.